This is a messenger RNA of Dufourea novaeangliae, 1895 nucleotides long. It is a transcript of the gene Hr78, whose product is annotated as orphan steroid hormone receptor 2. NCBI's taxonomy places the organism in Eukaryota, Metazoa, Arthropoda, Insecta, Hymenoptera, Halictidae. The record is from RefSeq and is a predicted model, not a curated record. The transcript has 9 exons. Bases 151 to 1797 code for a protein of 548 amino acids. Gene Ontology annotation, biological process: cell differentiation; regulation of transcription by RNA polymerase II; anatomical structure development. Gene Ontology annotation, molecular function: RNA polymerase II cis-regulatory region sequence-specific DNA binding; nuclear receptor activity; zinc ion binding.
UUUCCCCUGAAAUCGCGAACAGAUAUAUAUUUUCCGCGCGUAUUACCGCGUGGCUGGUUACGUUAUAUUUUCAGAACCGUGCGUGACCCGUGAGAGCGCCACCGCCGUCACACGCAAAUGCGGCGACACAGGUCGACCUAACAGGUAGACAUGGACAGGGAUCGUAGGGAGAAGCACGAUCACGAUAAUUUUAAUGAAAACGAAGGCGAUCGAAAAGUAGUAAUGGAUUUUCGUAAUUUGUCACAUCAUCAUAACGUGGAUCAUGCAGCUGACGCUGAUGCGGAGCGGGACAUGGAUGUUGAUCAGAACGAUCGCGUUGAGAAUCUUCACGAUGAUAAAAUAGAUCAAAACAUAGGGAGGAAUUAUCAUAAUUUAGCGCAUCAUCCCGCUAUGAGAGACAUGGAAAGAGAUCAGAAUAAUCAUGUCGAUAACGCACAUGAUGAAAAAGUUGAUCACAAGAUUGGGAGAGAUUUUCGUAAUUUAACAUCGCACGCAGGAAUGGUUCAUUUACACGCUGGGAUCGAGCAUUUAAAUAAUGUCGACGUAGAGGUAAAAUUGGCGAGAGACGUUCGUGGAUCUUUAGGUUUGGGACUGUCAUUAGAAUUAUGCGUAGUCUGUGGUGAUAGAGCUAGUGGAAGACACUAUGGAGCAAUAAGCUGUGAAGGCUGUAAAGGUUUCUUUAAACGUAGUAUUCGGAAGCAGUUGGGUUACCAAUGCAGAGGAAGCAAGAGUUGUGAAGUUACCAAGCACCAUAGAAAUCGGUGUCAGUAUUGUAGACUUCAGAAAUGUCUUGCAAUGGGCAUGAGAAGUGACUCCGUUCAACAUGAAAGGAAACCAGUAUUGGGAGAAUCUGCAGGGACAAAAGUAGGAAAUCGAAGCCCUAGAGUUAAACCAGAACCGCAACAACCUGUGUCUGAAGCUCCUCCAACCUGGGAACAACCCGAAAGUCCCAGUAUGGAAGACCAAAGUAGUGAUAGUGACCUUAGUGAUGCUUUAACGUUAGCAAGGGAACGUUUACUUAUUUCACAUGCUUUGGAUAGCAUGACUAAACUUAUUGGAGAUAGUGUUAAUGGUUCAAGUGAACCAGAAGAAGAAUGGACUGGUCAGUUAAUAUCCGAAAGGCAUACGCUAUUUGAGUUAAGAGCGCCUACUCCAGCUCCUGCGUAUUUAUCAAUACAUUAUAUUUGCGAGAGUGCUGCGAGAUUACUUUUUCUUUCUGUUCAUUGGGCAAGAGGAAUUCCUGCGUUUCAAGCAUUACCAUCCGAAGUUCAAACAACAUUGGUACGCAGUUCCUGGGGACAGCUCUUUACAUUAGGUCUUGCACAAUGCGCGUACACUCUGUCGCUUCCUAGUAUUCUAACAUCAAUAAUAAAUCAUUUACAAGCUAGUAUUGCACAGGAAAAGAUUACUGCUAGCAAAGUAAAGUCUGUCACGGAGCACAUAUGCCGAUUGCAGGAUUGUGUUAGUUCACUUCACAAAUUACAAGUGGAUUCUGUUGAAUAUGCGUACCUUAAAGCGCUAACUCUUUUCAGUGCUGAUAAUGUUUUGGCGGGCGUUUGGCGUAAGAAAGUGGAAGUUUUACAAGAAGCUGCAUGGACAGAAUUGCAACAACGUGUGGGAUCUGACCGGUUGCCGCGCCUUCUUUUGAGACUUGCACCGCUGCGUUCGAUUAACCCUAGAGUUUUGGAAGAUUUGUUUUUCGCGGGUCUCAUUGGUAGAGUAAGCGUAGCAAGUGUAGUGCCUUAUAUUCUUACUAUGCACGAUUACAAAACUGAACCUGAAAGUCACAUGGGGUGACAAUUACUAUCCGUGCAAUGCAAGUCGUGACCUAACAAAGUGAUAUAUACGUUAGUGUUGAAUGCCUUAAAUAUUUUUAUACGCUGAGAAAUAGAAGA